GUGGCGGAAGCGGGAGACUCUCUUUCUUUUUUUUGGCGCCGCCAUGGCUGAGAGGGCUUUUCCGAACCCUUUUGCGGACUACGACAAAUCCUUGGCGGCGGGAUACUUCGACCCUUCAGGGCGGCUCACUCCUGAAUUCAGUCAGCAUGUGAAUAAUAAAAUCAAGGAGCUUCUCCAACAGAUGGAAAGAGGUCUGAAAUCUGCCGACCCCAGGGACUGCACUUGUUAUACUGGCUGGGCAGGCAUUGCUUUGCUAUAUUUCCAUCUACAUGAGGUAUAUGGAGACCCCUACUAUCUUCAGAUGGCUCAAGAAUAUAUAAAGAAGAGCCUUAGCUGCUUGACAAAGCGGUCAAUCACUUUCUUAUGUGGUGAUGCUGGACCUUUGGCCGUGGCUGCAGUUGUAUAUCAUAAACUACACAAUGACAAGCAAGCAGAAGAUUGCAUUGCUCGCUUAUUGCAGCUGCCUAAACUAGAUCCACGAACCCCGGAUGAAAUGCUUUAUGGACGAAUGGGGUAUUUAUCCGCUCUGCUGUUUGUGAACAAACAUUUUGGAGAGGAAAAGAUCUCUCCAAAUCACAUCCAACAGGUUUGUGAAGCAGUUAUCGCGUCUGGUGAGAAUUUGGCGCAGAAGAGGAACUUCACAGCUAAGAGCCCACUCAUGUACGAAUGGUACCAGGAGUAUUACGUAGGAGCAGCCCAUGGUCUAGCAGGAAUUUAUUACUACCUGUUGCAGCCUGGUCUUGGCGUGAGUCAAGCAAAAUUGCAUAACAUGGUCAAGCCAAGCGUGGAUUAUAUCUGCCAGUUAAAGUUUGUCUCUGGCAAUUACCCCCCUUGCAUCGGAGACAACAGAGAUUUGUUGGUCCAUUGGUGCCACGGCGCGCCCGGUGUUAUCUACAUGCUUCUUCAGGCCUACAAGGUAGGUAGUAAUAGUUAGAAAACCGGACAAGACUUUUGUCCCUUCCUGUCAGAUUGUUUGAUAUGUCCAUUGUAACUAAAACGGAUUUUAUAUGCCCCUGCCAUACAUUUUGAUGGUCUUACUGCUGUGUAACGGUGACAGCUGGCAAUGACGAUUCUUCCAUUUGUUGCUCAAGAGAUCUUUUCAAGGAAAAUGACAGUCAGAAGAAUCAGAAUAGAGCUGUAAGGGAUCUUGGAGGUCUUCUAGUCCAGCCCCCUGCUCACGCAGGAGAUCCUACAC
This is a messenger RNA of Thamnophis sirtalis, 1195 nucleotides long. The record is from RefSeq and is a predicted model, not a curated record. Lineage: Eukaryota; Metazoa; Chordata; Lepidosauria; Squamata; Natricidae.